GUCAUCUCAUUUUUUUCCAGGCACUGCAGACUUGCUGGGAGACUGCUGGGAAAGUGGGUGUAUGAAGUAGAGGCAGACAGGGCAGUGCAAGUCAAUAGCAGCAUCUUCUGGAUGUGGAUCUCCAAGUGAGCAGAGGCAUGAGAGCUCCUCAGCUGUGGAUGGUCUCCUAAGGAGUUAUGGAUGUUGAUGCACUAAAGUCUACAGAACAGAGCAGAGUCCUGGGAGUCAGUGGUCACCAGAUCCCAGCUCACCCCACAUUGGAUUUUAUCUUUUCAUUAUGUGUCUUUCCAUGAGGCAUCUUCUGAAGCCCUCAGCCUCAGUACAAUGUGGAAAUGGAUACUGACACAUGGUGCCCCAGGCUUAUGUCACCUGCCUCGCUCUUUGCUCCUCUUGUUCUUGGUCUACUCCUUGUCUGUCACCUGUAAUGAGGUCUGGGGUAGAGGGUCAGUGCGCCCCCAGGAGAUCUCCUCAAACUAUUCCAACUAUUCCUCUGGGAGACACGUGCGAAGUUACAACUACCUUCAAGGAGAUAUUCGCUGCAGGAAGCUCUUCUCCUUCCACAAGUAUUUCCUCCAGAUCGAUGACACCGGCAGGGUUAGCGGGACCAAGAAGAAUGACUGCCUUUACAGUAUAUUGGAGAUAACAUCUGUGGAUGUUGGGGGGAUUGUGGCCAUCAAAGCAAUCCACAGCAAUUAUUAUUUAGCCAUGAAUAAAAAAGGCAAAGUCUAUGGCUCGAAAGAAUUUAAUAUAGACUGUAAACUAAGAGAGAGGAUAGAGGAGAAUGGCUACAAUACGUAUGCAUCUCUUACUUGGAAAAAUAACGAGAGACAGAUGUUUGUGGCACUGAAUGGGAAAGGAACCCCAAAGAGAGGACCAAAAACGAGGAGGAAAAAUAUGAACGCCCACUUUCUCCCCAUGCCUUUAUAACAUUACAUGAAGGAUUUGAUGUAUUUUUGGACUACGGUCUUGUGAAGAACAUUUGUAAAAGAAAGAUGUUUCUGGUGGACCAUGAGUGUGUUAGGAGGACAUUGGAGGACAUUUUGUUAGUACUGUGUCAUAGAUGUGACUACAGGUGGGAUUAUAAAAAAGCUAAAUCUCCAGCUUGAAGAAUAUGUUCAUACGAUACAUGGAUAUGAGACAGAUGAUCUUCUGGGAAUGUUAUUUAUGGGAUACUAACUCAAAUUCAAAGAUCAUCAAUGCGUAUUCAGGUCCAAUGAGACGUCAGCCACAUAAGCAAUUACCAGAAGCACUUGGGUCAACACUACAGAAAUAAUGGAUAUUUCUGAUGAGAAUGUAUAGGAUCAAGAUACAUAAACGUGAUUAAACUGUUCUAAAAAAAUGACUAUUGUGUUAUGCCUGUGUACUCUACCAUCCCCUAUCCCUUCUCUGUUUCUUUGUAAGUUAUUUAUUUAAUAGAAUGUUUACUAUGUCUCUUCAGUGUGAGUCGUGUGUCUACAAUUUUGCAUCUGUUUUUUUCUCAUGAUCAAAAAAGAGAUUGGGUCCCAUUUAUCAAACUUCAACGUAUGGCAUUGUUGCCCAUUGCAACCAAUCACAAAGCAGUGUUCAUUUUUCAGGAGAAGUUUUAGAGAUGAAAGCUGAGCUCUGAUUAGCUGUAUUGGGAAACAAGGACAGUUUUUUAAAAUGAGCCCAUAUGUUUUAUCUGCUUAAAACGUCUUAAUAUGUGACAGUGUUCUAGUUAUGAAAGAUGUGGAGACAUUUAUAUGUAAAAAAAAAAAAAAUAGAAAACACUAUUUAUGAGUUGAUCAUAUAGGUGUGAAGUUAAAAGGCAGGUUAACUUGGCGGAUAGGCCUGAAAAUCGAGGCACCAAUGUUUUUUAAAUGAAAAAUGUGAGUGUUUGGUAAGUCUCUUGACAUCUAAUGCCAGUCUAUACUCAUAUUAGUACAUUAACAACUGUCAUUUACAAUGAGUUAUUAUAUAGUUUUCUCUACCAUGGUCAUUUUGUAGUUAUGGCUUGUAAGAACCUAAAAGAAGGGACUCGCUGGGCUAUACUAACUAAGCGGCAUUACAGCUGAUGUCAUCAAGAUAAGAGAAGAACUUAUUUUAUUGCAUUGAGAUUGGCUCGUGAUGUAAAUACAUCAUCAACGUAGCAUCUAAUCUGCUCUGCCCCAUUUCAGUUCUGUGCAUGGCUUCUACAAAAAGAGAUGAUAACCUGUUACAACUAACUUUACUGUGGGUGGAAAACAUCAGGACCGUAGCUAGGGGGACUGGCAGGUCCUGUUCCCUGGAUGUUGGGUUCUAGAGGGGGGGGCAUCAACAAGUCACUCUGCCUUGGCCAGUCUAGUUAGCUACAGGACUAGGGUACAGAUCUGAAACUUUGCCCCGGGAGAAGGAAAGCCUAGCUACUACUCUGGGUCAUUUAAUAUUAUCUUGUGGCAGAAAUUAUAUCAGUUUCAUAUUUACCGCUUUUAUAAUAGUACAGUAUGUACCUCUUUUAGAUGAUAUAA
Bufo bufo (common toad) is the source of this 2465-nucleotide messenger RNA. RefSeq names its product fibroblast growth factor 10 (gene FGF10). Gene Ontology annotation, biological process: positive regulation of epithelial cell migration; positive regulation of gene expression; positive regulation of protein phosphorylation. The coding region runs from base 325 to 927 and encodes 200 amino acids. The transcript is spliced from 3 exons. Gene Ontology annotation, molecular function: growth factor activity; chemoattractant activity; type 2 fibroblast growth factor receptor binding. Lineage: Eukaryota; Metazoa; Chordata; Amphibia; Anura; Bufonidae. The record is from RefSeq and is a predicted model, not a curated record. Gene Ontology annotation, cellular component: cytoplasm.